This is a messenger RNA of Tribolium castaneum (red flour beetle), 1099 nucleotides long. RefSeq lists its product as uncharacterized. The transcript is spliced from 2 exons. The record is from RefSeq and is a predicted model, not a curated record. Gene Ontology annotation, biological process: post-translational protein targeting to endoplasmic reticulum membrane. Lineage: Eukaryota; Metazoa; Arthropoda; Insecta; Coleoptera; Tenebrionidae. Bases 27 to 1019 code for a protein of 330 amino acids. Gene Ontology annotation, cellular component: GET complex. Gene Ontology annotation, molecular function: ATP hydrolysis activity; ATP binding.
GGUUAACUCAAAAAACAGAAUCAACAAUGUCAGAUUUUGAGCCCCUGGAGCCCUCGUUAAAGAAUGUGAUCGACCAGACGACCCUAAAAUGGAUUUUCGUCGGUGGCAAAGGCGGUGUGGGCAAAACCACUUGUAGUUGUAGCUUAGCAGUCCAACUGUCGAAAGUCCGCGAGUCUGUACUAAUCAUAUCAACCGACCCGGCCCACAAUAUAUCGGACGCCUUUGACCAAAAGUUCACAAAAGUGCCAACUCUUGUAAAAGGCUUUAACAAUUUGUACGCCAUGGAAAUAGACCCGAACGUGGGUUUUAACGAGCUCCCGGACGAGUACUUCGACGGGGAGCCUGAAGCAAUGAGGAUGAGCAAGGGCAUCAUCCAGGAAAUAAUAGGCGCCUUCCCGGGCAUAGACGAGGCCAUGAGCUACGCAGAAGUUAUGAAGUUAAUCAAAAGUAUGAAUUUCUCGACCGUGGUGUUCGAUACGGCCCCCACAGGGCACACCUUACGGCUCCUGUCGUUCCCUCAAGUUGUUGAGAAAGGUUUAGGGAAGUUGCUACGAUUAAAAUUGAAGAUUUCGCCACUUGUGUCACAAAUUAGCGGCCUUUUGGGCAUUCAGGACUUUAACGCUGACACUCUCUCCUCGAAAAUGGAGGAAAUGCUGUCGGUCAUUAAACAAGUUAAUGAGCAGUUCAAAAAUCCUGACCAGACCACGUUUGUCUGCGUGUGCAUCGCAGAAUUUCUGUCGCUUUAUGAAACCGAACGACUGGUCCAGGAACUAACCAAAUGCAAAAUCGACACUCACAACAUUAUCGUCAAUCAAUUGCUAUUUAAAAAACCCGACGAAAAUCCGUGCAAAAUGUGUCUAGCAAGGUUCAAAAUCCAGGAGAAAUAUCUCGAUCAGAUUAAUGACUUGUAUGAGGACUUCCACGUCACUAAAUUACCCUUACUGGAGAAGGAAGUCAGGGGCGGGGACAACGUUAAGGCUUUUUCCGAGUAUUUAAUACACCCAUACACCCUUAAUUAACUUAUGUAACUUAUGUUUUUGUGUUGAAAUGCUUUAUUAUGGUUUUUUAGGUGAUUAAUAAAAAAACAAAAUACAAACAA